AUGGUGGCUGCUGUCACCGCCGGAGCUGAGAUGACGACCCUUGAGGCUUUGACCCGGUGGCUUGAAGGCAAUCUUCCAAUGCUGCCGAGGGCUGUCGCGGCGAGUUUGGGGCACACUUUGGCGGGCUGUGCAGCCCUGCCGCCCAUUCCUACGCUGGAGAGCCGUGUCGCGUCUGCGGGCCUGCACCUGUUGCUGCGGGGUUCCGAUGCUCGACUUUGGGAGUCUGAAGAGUGGCAACCCUUGUACCGUGACUGGUGCGACGGUAUGUCCUUCAAUGCCCUGAUCAAGGGUGCUGCCUUCUACGAAGGGCCGGCCUUGGUCCUGAUCCGAACACCUGACUCGGUGCUUGGGGCCUUAUCAACGUCCUGGGUCGAGGGAAAUGGCAAGUUCGGCGGGUCCAUGGAGAGCUUCCUGUUUGCACUGGAGCCUGCCUUCGUCCAGUGCAAAAGCUCAAGCCGCACAGGGAAUUACGUGUACUUCAACUCGCGCAACAAGCACUAUCCUCGGGGGCUCGGCUUUGGCGGACAGCUGGGAUUCUGCAGGCUGUGGCUGGAUGCAGACUUUGAGGAUUGCUAUGUCCUUGAAUCCGACGCGACUUACGGACCCGGAAGGCUUCUUCCUUCACAGGGAGGCCUUCAGACUCGCUUCGAGGUUCUCAACGUCGAGGUGUGGGGAUGCGGAGGCCUGGAGGCUGCCAAAGCACAAGCUGCACAACGUGAGCGCUUGGAAUCUGCGCGGGAGCAGGCUCGAAAGGUGGACAAAGCGCGGCUUUGUGACAACGAGUUCGACAAAGAAAUGUUCCUUGCCAACACGUUUUCUGCAACUGCGGAUUCACGGGAGCCGAACCCCAAGGAGGAGCCCGGCACAGCGUCUUGA
Molecule: messenger RNA, 876 nt
Organism: Symbiodinium sp. CCMP2592
Lineage: Eukaryota; Dinophyceae; Suessiales; Symbiodiniaceae
Source: the annotation of a GenBank genome assembly